AGCACAGCGCGUUUCGCCGCCCGCCCCCAGCCUGCCCCCGCCUCCAGCGCCCUGAGGAGACUCCCUCCUCCCCGUCCGGCGCAGGACCGCCCCUUCCCGCUCCGGCAGCGCACGGGCCCGGACUGCCGCACCGCCGGGACCGCCUCACACGGUUUUCGGCGUCGCCUUCCCGCUGCAGCUGGCAGCGCCCACCAGCGCCUCGGACCCCCGGGAGCUCGGGGACUGCGCAGCGCCUUGCACGGGAGAGAAGGCGGCCGCGGGGAGCGCCGCUGCUCCGCGGGCGGCCGUAGCGGAUUCCAGCCCGGUCCCGCUCGGCGCCAGAGCCCGGCCGUACGCAGAUGGCAAGUUGCACCCAGAAAAGGAUAAUACAAAUCACUGGAUUUAAAAAUCAAGAGAAGAAGGCACUACUCAAAUGCCUGUUCAAGCUGAACUGUGUUUUUGUAGAGAGUAAGAAAUACAGAAAUUGUACACAUCUUGUAGCAAAAAAGCUGUGCAAGAGUGAAAAAGUCUUAGCUGCCUGCGCUGCUGGGAAGUGGGUACUAACUAAGGAGUACAUAAUUAAUAGUGCUGAAAGUGGCAGAUGGCUUGAUGAAACAACGUACGAAUGGGGAUAUGAAAUUGAAAGAGACACCCAUUAUUCACCUCAAAUGCAAUCUGCACCUAAAAGAUGGCGUGAAGAACUGACAAACUCUAGUGCUCCAGGGGCCUUCCACAGAUGGAAAGUUGUCCUCCUUGUUAAGAGAGGUGAUAAACGAAUGGCAUGUAUUAGAAGUGCCUUGCUGUUGGAUGGAGUUCUUAAAGCUGGAAAGGCAACCAUAUGUUCAUCUGAAAAUGUGGAGCACGAUAUAACUCAUGUAUUCAUCGGUGGUAAAAUUUCUCCUUUACAAAAUAAAAAGCAUCUCUCUGAAGCUCGACACUACAGUUUGAAAUAUAUAGGACAUUACCUUUUUCAAAAUGAAAUACAAAAUCCCGAAGAUACACAGAUGAACGAUGUCCUGGCUGCACAAGAAAUGGAUCAAGUCACGUCUACAAUGAAACUUGCUGAAAUGAAAAAUGUUAUUAUAAAACAUAUGUAUUUUACUGUGACCAUUAAGCACAGGCUUAUGCAAACAGACCAGCUGAACAAAUGCAAUCCAGAGGUUAAAAGUACUAACUGGUCCAGAGGUACUUGGUUUAUACUUCAAGGAUUAGUGGAAGAGGACUUACUCCAUGAUGUAGUCACAGAACUUGCUGCAGGCCAUAUGUACAGUGCACCUCCUGUGCAACUUCUUCAUCCUCUUCUAGAACAUGUCCUAUUGGGAAACACCGAUACAUUUUUUUUUGCCAAACUUUGUCAUGUUUUUUACCUUGUUCUUCAUUGUGAACCUCCCUGGAAAUCCCCAUUGAUGUUGAAGUAUUACUUGGAUUUUCUUCAGUGUCCUAUCUGUAAGAAAGGCACAUGGUCCUUUAUAGAGAUGCUUGUAAGGUCUUGCCUUUAUUGUGAAACAGUUUGUCAUGCGGUCACAGUUUCAGAGACAGAAGAUGAACUGAGGAUAGUUCAUAAAACAUUAUUGAAGUUUUUCUUUGAUUUAGUUAAAGGCGAAGUAGAGUUUCUGACAAAAAGUUUGGUUGAAGGAACAAAUUCACAGCAUCAACAAGUCUUGCCUCAGACGGUUCUUCUGAAGACAUUCUUGCUUGAAAGUGAAACCGCAGUGCUUUUUACCAAACACAUAAAUAUUCUAGCAGAUUGGGUCAUAUUUUCCCAUAGAGAAUUAAAUGGAAAAAAUGAUGCUUUCAGAAGUGAAGUUGCUGGUCUGUUAAAUGCAAUUCUUGGAACUGUAGUGGACUAUUGGAUCAUCUCAGGUUUGCUCAUGGACAGAAAUGUGUUUCAUCAAGUGCAUGAUUUGGCACAUUACCUUACCAUUUCAUGUGACGAUUUUUCUGCAUGUCAAUUAAAAAUGUUUCUUUGUGCCAUACCAUCCGACUGGCUUCAGCUGUUUGUUGCAGAAGUAAUUUUCAAACAAAUGUGUUUACAGAGGAAUAUUGCUGUUUCUACAGAACCUCUUUCUCUUCAGAAAAUAGUCUGUUCCUAUUCACGUGCUUUGCGAGCGAUAGGGAUGCGUGAGACAGAGAUACACAAAGCAAAGAAAAUGAAAAUAGGGCAACAGCCAUGCCCUGAGUCUCAAAGGACAUUACAGAUGCUAAAUGGCGAUAAGCAGAACCAAGUCAAAGUGCUGCCUGAUCUACCUGACUUAAUCUUUAAUAAGCUUACAGGAAAAACAGAAGUCCAGACUGCACACACCAAAGGGAGUUAUCUUUUGGCUGAAGAGGUACACAAGAGAAAUAUUAAAGGAGAGACAGCCCUGCAUAAAGCUUGCAGAAAUAACAAAGUGGAGAGAUUGAUUCAGCUUCUCUCUUUGCCAGGAACAGACAUUAAUGUUAAAGAUUAUGCUGGCUGGACGCCUUUGCAUGAAGCCUGUAACCAUGGUAGCACAGCGUGUGUCCGUGAAAUUCUGGAGCGUUGUCCGGAGGUAGACCUGCUCAGUCAAGUGGAUGGGGUGACUCCUUUGCAUGAUGCACUGUCAAAUGGACAUGUAGAAAUUGGCAAGCUGCUACUUCAGCAUGGGGGGCCAGUCCUUCUAGAGCAAAGGAACUCCCAUGAGAAACUGCCACUGGAUUGUGUUGAGUCAGUCACAGCAAAGGAAGAACUUUUCAAUCUUGUUUAUCCAGGAGAGAGCAUUGAAAUCUUCUAUGAAUGCAGAGAACAAGAUUUUUGCGAUCAGAAGAAAGAACUGUGUUUGAUUUCAUUUACUAAGAUGCUGCUUAAUUUUUGUUCCAUUUAUAAUUUGUCAACACCCAUGACUGUAACUCUGAGAGUGAUACCUUGUUCAAAUGUACUUCCGGUAAUGGCUUGUGAUAGCUCUAAGAUGAAAAAUGCAUUUUCUGGAGAUUGGUUGGUAGAUACAUAUCUUAAAGCGCUAGAAACUUUUGAAAAACUACCACAGUUUCUUCAAGAAAUAUCUGAAAGCAUGUUAUUCUUCCCUGGUGAACAGGCGAAGGCGUUAUUAGCAGCUCUGGAAACUAUGGUAGAAGCAUGUCAGUGCCUAAAUCUUUCUAGCAGUUAAAUUCCAAACAACCACAUUGGCUGAAUCUUGAGUGUUACUACCUUCUACUUGCCUGCAUGUGUGUAAUCUUAGAAAAGUGCUGUAUCAUUUAUACUCAGUUAAACUGUCUUGGAAGUUGUUUUGUUUUUUUUUUAACAUGCCUUGUGCCAUAUUUCUCUUCGGUUUUCAGAGGCAGUGACCCUAAACUUAAACCAAGCAAUUGGUUGUUUAAUUUCCUGAGAAAGGCUUAUGUCAACAUAUUUUGAUAUCCCUUAAUAAAACUAAUGUUAUAAAUAUGUAAUGAAAUAUAAACAUAUGGAAAAGCAAAUUCCUUCUAUCCAUUUUCUUCUUAUUUAAUAAAAAAUAAUUAAAAUGAAAAUUUAUGUAAGUAAAUUCUUAUGUAAAUUAAUUGCAUGUUACAAAAUUCAAAAAGGAAGGCACUAUAUAUUUAUAGAAUGAAUAUAUAACAUUUCCCAUGUCUUUGUUUGAUAGAAGUGGUCACCCAAAGAUGUGGAAAAUGUUAUUCCUCAUCAGCACUAUGUUGCUUGUAGUCUCAUUUAUUUGUGCAGUGACCAAGCGAAGGAGACUGGCUCAGACACUUGGUGAUCUGCAAGACUCCAGUGCAUACAACUUGCUGCUUCCCCAGUCAGUGAUGCUUUGAAGAACUAAAUUCACCCUCAGCAAAACUUAAGGCUGUCCUUGGCUCUGCUCCAACUCAUUGGCUUGCAGUGAUUUGAUAAAACCAUUACUCUGGCCUGUAAUGAUCUGGUAACACUCCUGGGACAACCUCAAAGGAAGAUGCAGGUAGAAGCAGUGGCCCAGAGCUAGUUAUGCUGGCAGAGGUAUUUACAAAGGAUAGAACAAGAGUUUAAAUAUAUACUGGACAUCAUAUUCUGAAACUAAGAAUGGAUAUCCUUAAAAAUUAUGCCCCAAUUAAUUUGAAACUUUGAUUCUCCUUUCUGUGAGUACAUGCAAACUACACAUGGUAAACCUCUAAACUAAUGCCCUAAACAAUUUAGGAUUGUAUACUACAUAUUCUAUCAGACAGACUUCAAACUUAAUUAAGAAAAAGAGACAUUUCCAUGUUCUUUAAAAGAUAUUGAAGGCAAGGCAGCUGAAUUACCUACUUGUGCUUAUGGGUUUGGGGUUGUAGAAGAGUUGCAUGUUUUGGGGAGCCCUUAUUGCUCAUUUAUAUAGAAAAAAUUAUAAUUCCUGUCCUGUAUCUUUGUAGACAUCUGGAGAAGAGAUACUUAAACAGAAGUUUAUCCCUUUCGAAGAGAAAUAAGAGCUGCUUUAGAGUAAGAAUACUUGAUUAUUUUUUCUAAAAGAUUCAGUAAUAGAUGACUUAAAAACUUAACCUUUUAAAAGGUAGGACGAAUAAGCAGCAUUCCAAAUUCCAGUUUUUCUGUAAUAGCCAUUUAUAAUAUUAUUUAAAAAAAGAAUGAAUGUGGAGUAAGAUCUGCUUAUGUAACUGAUCUUGCUUGACUAGAGGAAUUCAAUUCCAUUGAUUCAUCCAGCAUGUGCAAAAUAAAAUUUCCGUUUAGCCUUUCUGCAGCUGAGAUAUAUGAUCUCAUAGCAAUCCACAGAAGAUGCUCAAACCAAGCUGACUUUGGAACCAGACCUUCCUUACAAAUGUUCCAUGCUUAUUAAUGACCAACUAUUAUUUUUUUAAAUAAAUACGUAAUAGACUAAAA
Molecule: messenger RNA, 4777 nt
Organism: Taeniopygia guttata (zebra finch)
Lineage: Eukaryota; Metazoa; Chordata; Aves; Passeriformes; Estrildidae
Gene: SLF1
Product: SMC5-SMC6 complex localization factor 1
Biological process (GO): DNA damage response; positive regulation of double-strand break repair; protein localization to site of double-strand break
Cellular component (GO): nucleus; site of double-strand break
Molecular function (GO): protein binding
Source: RefSeq, a predicted model, not a curated record